CAUUCACGUAAUUUCCCCUCAUACCAAACUUUCCACCUUUACCAGUGUAUGUUAUUAUCUGGCACCACCAUUUCUGACUUUCUGUUGGCGUGUUAAAUUCUAUCCUGAUCCAAACUUUGCUGACUCCGAUCUGCAUAUCUGCUCCCUUAGGUCAAUAUUGUGUGAUCUUCGUUAAUAGUUUGUGUUCUUUUGGUAUAGACGUAAAGUCUCAAAAUGGAGAAAGAAGUCUCUCACCAGCCCUUUGUUGCACUAAUAGUUGGGGUCACCGGCAUGGCGGGCUUGAGCUUGGCUGAAGCCUUGAAGACCCCAAAAGCCCUUGGUGCUCCCUGGAAAGUUUACGGUUCAGCUCUACGUCCAAAGCCAAGCUGGUUCCCCCCCUCACUCCUGGACGGAUACAUCGCCUUCGAUGCUACAGAUGCUGAUGACACCAACAAUAAGCUUGCUCCAAUAUUGAACGAAGUCAGCCAUGUUUUCUGGGUGGCAAUCCAAGUUCGUGAAAAUGAAGAAGCGAAUGUUACUGUUAAUGCAACUAUGUUAGCCAAUGUGCUCAAUGUUUUGAAGUCAGGCCCAUCUUCAAGGCUCAGCCACAUCACUCUCCAAACAGGUACCCAACAUUACAUGGGUCCGAUCCAUAAUCCACGUAACAAGGCCCAUCUCAAACCCCAUGAACCACCUUUUCUCGAGGAUAUGCCCCGAUUGCCAUACCCGAACUUUUACUACGCGUUAGAGGAUCUCGUGGCUUCGUACGCGCCGUCACUAACAUACUCUGUGCAUCGUUCAUCAAUCAUAAUAGGCGCGUCAUCGAGAAGUGUGUACAACGCGCUACUUACAUUGGCGGCAUAUGCAUCCAUUUGUCGAUACGAGGGUUUACCGUUCCGAUACCCGGGUAACCAAUACACGUGGGAGCAUUUUUGUGACAUGACCGAUGCACGUGUGCUUGCGGAGCAGCAUAUAUGGGCAGCGGUGACUGGCCAUGCCAAGAACGAAGCCUUCAAUUGCACCAACGGUGAUGUAUUUACAUGGAAGAGCUUAUGGAAACUGUUGUGCGACAUAUUUGAUGUUGAAUUCGUCCCGUUUGAUGCGUCUGAAAACUUUGAUUUCGUGGGAAUGAUGGAAGAGAAAGGAAAAGCAUGGGAUAAAAUUGUGGAAAAUCAUGGAUUAUACAAGACCAAAUUGGAGGAGAUUACUUGUCCUGCUGCUCUUAACAAUGUGUUACGCUUUGGGUUUCAACAUGUUUGUAGCAUGAAUAAGAGUAGAGAAUUUGGGUUCUUUGGGUAUGCGAAUACACUGAAAAGUAUUCCCAUGUGGGUUGAAAGAUUGAGAGACAUGAAGAUCAUACCUUAAUUUGCUUGUAUUUGAUGUCAACGUUAUUGUAGUGAUCAAAAUUUAGUUUCUAUCUUCUUGUUAUCUUUGAAUUAGGUUUUGAUUAAAUUUAACUAUU
Molecule: messenger RNA, 1441 nt
Organism: Durio zibethinus
Lineage: Eukaryota; Viridiplantae; Streptophyta; Magnoliopsida; Malvales; Malvaceae
Source: RefSeq, a predicted model, not a curated record